Messenger RNA from Spea bombifrons (plains spadefoot toad), 2299 nucleotides. RefSeq lists its product as uncharacterized. The record is from RefSeq and is a predicted model, not a curated record. Bases 46 to 2220 code for a protein of 724 amino acids. The transcript is spliced from 14 exons. Lineage: Eukaryota; Metazoa; Chordata; Amphibia; Anura; Pelobatidae.
AAGCGGUUUGAAACGUUGUUUUUGAAUUACUGUGACUUGGUUGUGAUGGUAGUGGCAGUGAUGGCAAAGCGCAAGCGGGAAACAAGUUCCCAAGAAUCAAAUAAGGUUUAUGAUAUGAAUUCAGCCCCUGAACCACAUGUAGAUCUUAUUACUGCAUUGGACCGAAACGAGAAGAUAUUUCAAGAGAAGAUGAGGAAGAUAUUUGAAAAGUACAACAAGCCCUUUGAGAAUGACCUCAUUCUGAAUAUAGAAGAAAUGACGGCUGUCACUAUAAAUGGGGUUGAAAUGUUUAAUGGCCGUAAAUUUGAAAAAAAGAAGAUACCCAGAAGACAUUCAGCGGCUAAGAUACAAGUUCUUGGAGAGAGCAAAAAUGCAAACAAUGGAGGCAGCAUUGUACAUGGUGAAUGCAAUCUUGAUGUUACACAAGAUCUUCCUUUGGGAAAUUCUAAGGUGUCCGAUGACAUCUUCAAUGAAACAUUUGAAAUUUCUGAUGAAGACUCUAAUGAACUGCCUUCCAAAGAUGAAAAUAAGGGUCAGUUGGUGGAGUUUAAGAGUCUUAUACCAUUAGUGCAUCUGUCAGAUACAAGACAUGGUAAAACAUAUGUUGCAGAUGCUGACAUCCUUCUUGAGUCAGAUGAUCAUGUACCUGCUUCAAAGAUUUGUAUUGAGCGCAAAGCAGGUGAAGGAUUUUCAGUCACAUACUCUCCUUUGAAGACCGAACUGAAUGGCCCAGGUUGUAAAAAAGAUAUCUCUCGAAGAUAUAUUGAAAACGGACGCAGUAAUCAUGUUUCAUCUCCUUCUAAAUGCUCUUUCUUCACGCAACUUAAAAGAUUCAUUGGGAGGCACAAUAGUGACAUUGUGCCACAUGGUACUACAUUAUUGAAAAUAGCGAAGGUGGAACAUGAAACAGAUGAUGAAUUUGCAGAUGAUGAUGAAGAAUCCAAUGCCUCUGAUCUAGGGAACAUCAGCCUAGCUGACUUUUACCCAAAUAUGAUUGAGUGUCUGAGCAGGUUGAUCGAUUUUCCAAGAAAAGAAAGGGCUGCUACAAAUAUAAUCCGGUAUUAUAGGCGUCAUGUUUGGUGUGCUAAUAAACAUAGGCUUGAUCUCGUGAAGGCAAAGCAGGCCUUUUAUAAACAGAAGAGAUCAAAACUUAUGCUAACCUCAAACCCGAACAAAGGAUCAAACCAGUUCGCCAUUGACUGCAAGCCAAGCAACCGGAGUCCUAGGCAUAACAGUCAUAUGCAUACAUCUGGCAUCACAGAAUGUAUGGAAAGAAGACCUUUCUCUGAAUGUUUAGAUACAACACAAAUGCUUAAAGUUUCCAAGCCAUAUGUGCCACAAGUUCCUGUUUUGUCCCAAACUGUCAUUCUUAAUGCUGACAAGACUUUCACGUGCAAUGAGACCUGUGUGACGGGAAGUCCAGAGCGCUGGAGACAAAAGAACGAAUUGUCUGCAAGGUUGCCUCGUUUUUCCUCGUCAUUGCUUAGAAAUAGUCUUCUUGCUAAAUCGCCUGCAAAACUUUUGUCGGAAACUUGCCUAAUCCAAAAUCCCCCGAAGCAGUAUGAGAUUAAAUCCGCUGUUCUGUGUUCCCCAAGCCACAACAGACUGGUAAAGCAGCAACAUGAAGUUCAAAGUACUCUAAGAAGAAGGCACUCUUUUUCUACAUUGCCUAGUCUACAAAGGGCUGCUAAAAGCGCCACGGAUUACUCGGUUGCCUUUGAAUUGGUGUAUAAGAAGCUUGUUCUAGAGGAUUCCUACCAAAAAUCUUCCUCAUUGUCUAUUACUCAAACUUGCUUUUCAGACACCGUAAACGCUCUGGUGAAUUCACCCGGUUCCAACAGAGGCAAAAGGUUAGCGAGUGACGAUCUGUCGUUAUCUAGGCUUAAAAGAUACCGUAUGGCAGACUCCUUUGAACCGCGUGUUUCACGAGGAAGUUGUGCAGAUAACUGGAAUUCACCGUGGAGCAGAAUAAACGUAUCUCCUCAAAUGGCUGCUUUAGACACAUUCCAGCAUCGCAACUCUCCAAGGCGAAAUCCGGAUGUUUUUUCAUCCUUCGGAAAGCCCACACAACCUCAGAGUCUAUUUCCCUCUGGUUCAUCGUCACAGAGGGUGUGCAAUGGUGGAAGUCCCAGAAGUCCAAAGACAUGCAGCUCAUCUACCUCUCUAAAUAGGAUAAAUAACAGUGUUUACCGGCAACUCAACUACAAGUAUAACAAUUAAGAGGAUGAAUGCAGUUUGAAACCAUUUAAGCAGCAGUCUACGUUUUGUUUAGAGACGGAGGAAAAAGCAUCAAAUUAUA